AUAGUGGACACUGUUCAAAGAAGUCCAUUUAGAUUUAAAAUCACAAUGAAUAUAAUAUUUUUUUUAUUUCUAUACAUACAAAUGUGUUUCGCGUUUGAUAUUCCUCAAACAUGCAAAACAGACUUGACUAUAGAUAAAGAUCAUUACAAUGUAACAAAGACGUAUAACACCGGAGACGCGAUACCGACGGACGCGCAUUUCGACGGCAAAGGGAAUUUGUUUUUCGUCGUUUUCGGUCGGAAUUUCAACGGAUACUAUUACGACGUGAAAGUUAUUAAGCGCAACUCGUCUGAAGCCGAAACCGUGCCUGGUUUACCCGAAAGAGAGAGCUACUCCAUUGCGGUGGACAAAAAAGAAUCCAAAGUUUAUUUCGGAACGAGCAAAGGGAUCUACGCCUACAACUACGAGUCUCAAGAAGCGAUUUUAAUCAACAAACCGGACAUACAACUAAACUCAUUGCUUGUAGAUAAAGACGGCAAUAAAUACAUAACCGGCAGGCCCGACGGCUUCGAACAGUUGUACCUAUUGGCAGGCAACGAGAAAAUCCAUUACAAAGGAUUCGACGCUCUCGACGAAGUCGCCGUGGAUGACAAAAACAAUUUCUAUUACAUCAGAGAAGAAAAGUUCUUCGUUCUAAAGUCAAAUUUAUCGCAUUCCGUCUACAUCGGUAACGUUUCGUACGAAGGGUUGGGUCAAAUAACAUUUCACCAAGAUAAUGUGUUCGUUGCGAGCAAAACAUUGUCUUAUAUCCAUAAAAACGAUACCGGGCCGAUGAAACGAGUCAGCGGUACACCGGAAGUGACGGCGAUAGCGUUCGAUCGUGUUGGUAAUUUUGUACUAGGGACGAAGGGAAAACUAUUGAAGUAUGAGGCGAAAGAGUGCUAUCAAAGAAAGAAUUAAUAGACCUUUCACGAGAGUAGGUUAAAAAUUAAAAACAUAACUUUAAUAAUUUAGUCUAUGUAAGUAUAGCUGAAUCAUGUAACCUAAUGGAAUAUAGUAAAGAGUGUGUA
Molecule: messenger RNA, 1010 nt
Organism: Bicyclus anynana (squinting bush brown)
Lineage: Eukaryota; Metazoa; Arthropoda; Insecta; Lepidoptera; Nymphalidae
Exons: 2
Coding region: 46-900 (284 amino acids)
Molecular function (GO): protein binding
Source: RefSeq, a predicted model, not a curated record